Molecule: messenger RNA, 2694 nt
Organism: Monopterus albus (swamp eel)
Lineage: Eukaryota; Metazoa; Chordata; Actinopteri; Synbranchiformes; Synbranchidae
Gene: supv3l1
Product: SUV3-like helicase
Exons: 16
Coding region: 166-2484 (772 amino acids)
Biological process (GO): mitochondrial RNA 3'-end processing
Cellular component (GO): mitochondrial degradosome
Molecular function (GO): ATP binding; RNA helicase activity; hydrolase activity, acting on acid anhydrides
Source: RefSeq, a predicted model, not a curated record
UGUGGGCAGCUACAUAGCGACGGGUCCUGUUCCACGUUGUGUUCGUAAGAAGAGAAAUGUAUUGAUCGUCCUCUGUUGGAUUUGGUGUUGUAUAAUCAUCAUGGAGUGACCGUCACAUUGGUUUUGUGACCAGCCUACGGAGAGUACAAACCCAUAGAUACAACUAUGUCAGUAAACCGAUGUAUGUAUUUGUUUGCUGGGUUUCGACGCCAUAUUAACCCACGGGCUCUCCGAAUCACCUCCGGCAGAUGUCAUGUGUCUGGACUUAAAAAACAUAAUGCUGGCUCUGUGGCUUGUAGUAGAAAUGUUUCGUCUGAGAGUUCUUCAAAAUCCCCGGACACCUCUCUGUUUGUCCCUGUUUCUCUGAAAACGGACUCCUCGGCAGACGGGGGUGUGGGAUUAGAACUCAGCCAACCGCUCGAUAAAAGUGAACUGCUGAAAACUCUCAACCGCUUUUAUAAGAGGAAGGAGAUGCAGAAGCUGGCAGCAGAUCAUGGCUUGGAUGCUCGUUUGUUCCACCAGGCCUUCAUCAGCUUCAGGAAGUAUGCCCUGGAAGUGACAUCACUCCCUGCUGAUCUGCACAUCAUCCUUAGUGAUAUCUGCCGCGGAGCAGGUCACAUAGAUGACAUCUACCCAUACUUCAUGCGUCACGCCAAGCAAAUCUUUCCCAUGCUGGACUGUAUGGAUGACCUCAGAAAGAUCUCAGACCUCAGAGUCCCGGCCAACUGGUACCCUGAGGCUCGUGCCAUCCAGAGGAAGGUGAUUUUCCAUGCUGGUCCCACUAAUAGUGGUAAAACCUACCAUGCCAUUCAGCGCUACCUGGCUGCUAAGUCUGGAGUCUACUGUGGCCCCCUGAAACUACUGGCCCACGAGAUCUUUGAGAAGAGCAACAGUGCUGGCGUGCCAUGUGACUUGGUCACAGGAGAGGAGAGGACUUUUGUGGGCUCAGAGGGUCGAGCAGCUGCUCAUUUGGCCUGCACCAUUGAGAUGUGCAGUGUCAACUCAACUUAUGAAGUGGCUGUAAUUGAUGAAAUUCAAAUGAUCAGAGAUCCCGCCAGAGGCUGGGCCUGGACCAGAGCACUGCUGGGUCUCUGUGCAGAGGAGAUCCAUGUGUGUGGAGAACCUGCAGCCAUAGAGUUUAUCAGGGAGCUGAUGUACACCACUGGAGAGGAGGUGGAGGUCUGUACCUACCAGCGUUUAACACCGUUCUCAAUCCUGAAUCAAGCUGUGGAGUCAUUAGACAACCUGAGACCAGGAGAUUGCAUUGUCUGCUUCAGUAAAAAUGAUAUCUACUCCAUAAGCAGACAGAUUGAGACCAAAGGACUAGAAUGUGCUGUGAUUUAUGGGAGCUUGCCACCAGGCACCAAGCUCUCCCAGGCCAAGAAGUUCAAUGACCCUGAUGACCCAUGCAAGAUCCUGGUUGCUACAGAUGCUAUUGGCAUGGGUCUGAACUUGAGUAUAAGACGUAUUAUCUUCAACAGUCUGGUAAAGCCUAAUGUUAAUGAGAAGGGGGAGAAACAGAUGGAGCCCAUCAGCACAUCACAGGCUCUGCAGAUAGCUGGCCGCGCAGGAAGGUUCUCAUCCAAAUUUAAGGAGGGAGAAGUUACCACCAUGCACCGAGAUGAUCUGCCUGUCCUGAAGGAAAUCCUCAGCCACUCGGUGGAGCCCAUAGAGGCUGCAGGUCUCCAUCCUACUGCAGAGCAGAUAGAGAUGUUUGCCUAUCAUCUACCUGAUGCUACACUGUCCAACCUUGUUGACAUAUUUGUCAGCCUCUCUCAGGUGGAUGGUCUGUUUUUUGUCUGCAACAUUGAUGACUUUAAGUUUCUAGCAGACAUGAUUCAACAUAUCCCACUCAACUUGAGAUCACGCUAUGUCUUCUGCACUGCACCCAUCAACAAGAAACAACCAUUUGUGUGCACCUCUUUCCUAAAGUUUGCACGUCAGUUCAGUCGAGACGAACCCCUGACGUUUGACUGGGUGUGUCGCCACGUCAGCUGGCCUCUGGCUUCACCCAAAAACAUCAAAGACCUGGUUCACCUGGAAGCUGUUCAUGAUGUGUUGGAUCUUUACCUCUGGUUAAGCUACCGUUUCAUGGACAUGUUUCCAGACACAGCCUUGGUUCGAAAAAUCCAGCAUGAACUUGAUGAGAUCAUCCAACAGGGCGUCCGAAAUAUCACCCGUCUCAUCAGAGCCACUGACCCAGCGAUCACUGACCCCCUGCAGUCACAGAGUAGCAAGCGAGGACAAACGGGCCGUAACAGUAGAACUGCCAGCAGUAGUUAUUUGACUGGGGGUCAGAGGGACAAGGGAGGCUCAGAAACGCGGAUGGACAGCUCUCUGGCAGGUCGCCUGGUCAGGGAUGGGCUGUUGACUCCUGGUCUGCUCCAGCAGCUGCAGAGAGAGUGGUCUAAAGAUCAGAACAUGCUCCAUGGAGAACCUCUGAGCAAUAACAGCAAAGCCAUAAGUAGAAAGAAGAAGAAAUGAAGAGAAACAAUUAUGUCUUGAUGGUGGGACAUGAUCAUUACUGUGCCUGUGGAAAUCAAUAACCAAUACCAGGCUUGGAUCAUAUCUGGUAGCUUGUGUAAGUUAACCAUCACUUCAGGCAGUUAGAAGGGACCUAUGCACAGUUUUCAAUCCUGCAACCAUCAGAAAUAAGCUUAACCCGAGGUAUGAAAAUAAAAACUCCAAAAUGUA